GAAGAAUUCAAGUAUUUUUCAAACGCAAAUUUUAUAAAUUGAAAGUAGUUUUCCAACUAUUAGAGUUCCUCAGAAUUGCGCGAAGCCAAUGAAUAAGUAAUGGAAGCAUCUGAACGCGAAGUUAAGGAUUUCCGUUUCCAGCAACUCUGCAGAAUUCGGAUUUUUGACCCUCCUGAUAGUCCCUUUCAAGGAGUUACUCAACUCAUUGCUUGUUCUUCUAAAUAUGGAUUAACAUUUUUAGGAACAACAAAUGGAUUCAAAGUUAUCAAAACAUCUGAUGUGACAGACAUUGAUAUUAGACAUGCUGCAGAAAGAACCACCUUGAUUGUGGCAGAUCCGCCAAUUAGGACUAGUGUUCAGGUGGAGGGCACUGUAUCUCACCUGUGCUUGAGCUGUGAUGAGCUAACACUGGCUGUAGUUGUCACCUGUAAUGGCAUCAUCCAGAUCUACAUUUAUGAUGUUAAAGGAUUUGCUAACCAGGGACAGAAUGUAGACCCAUUUCAGAAGAUUCGAGUGACCUGUGAAGUCCUGGACAUGGCUUGGAAUCCCACUCAGCCCACAUUACUGGUGGUCUGUAUGAGUGAUGGUAGAGCUCAGCUGUUAGAGGUGGCAGAAAAUUUCAAGAUCGUGGCCUCACUCCCACCAGUGGUGUCAGCCUGCAGUGUGUGUUGGAGUCCAAAAGGAAAGCAGUUAGUUAUUGGCACUGGUAAUGGAACACUGAUGCAGUUUGACCAUGAGCUAAAGAAAAAGAGAGAUUGGGACAGACCCUCUGUUUUACCAGAGGAUCAACAGUUUGAAGUAAAGGGGGUGUCCUGGAUUUCUACCUUCAUGUUUCUGGCCUCAUACUUUCCCCGAGGAAGUCCGGACGAUCAGCCAACUGUUGUAUUGACCUCUGGCUCGAAGGAUGGUGCUCCAGCGUUUAUUAAUUUUCUGGAUCCUUGCUAUGGAAAUGGAGAAGGAAUAGCCAGCACCAUGCACUUUAAUUAUAUUCCACAAUGGGAAAUGGUUUUGUGUACCUCUAGUACUGCUUGUGAGACAGCCAUUGUGGGCAAACACUUUGAUGAUAAGAACACCUUCGAGCGGUGGACCCUGGAUGAUGCAGCUCGAGCUGAGCUUCCUCUGACUGAAGACUAUGCUGACACAUUUCCUUUGGGAGCCGCCAUCGACUUCUCAUCACAGUUCCAAGUUCCAGUGGGAGAGCAGAGAUACCCACCAUGCCCAAUGUUUAUGCUGCUGUCCACAGACGGGGUACUGGUGACCUACUACAUGAUGUACAGCCAUGCCGAGGCCCAGGUCCAGCCCAUCACCAGCCCCCCUCAAGAUCUCCCCGCAGGUCCAGUCAGGAGACCCACUGCAGCUAAUGCUCAAGGCUUGGUACAAAAAGAUGCAGCCCCAAUUGAAGUGAGACCAACUCCUCAGUCUGGACAACCUGGUGUAACUUCAGCAGUCCCUCCAAGUCAAGCAGCAGAAAAUAAGGCCAGUGCUUUUGGUUUCUCAGCCUCUGGAUCUACUGGAAAGUCCUUGUUUGGAGCACCUGCAUCUCAGGGCUUUGGUUUUACCUCCUCUACACCUUCAUCUGGAGGUGCACCUGGAUCAAUCUUUGGGCAGAGCAACACAGCAACAACUCAGGUUGCCUCUUCCACCCCUUCAACUGGAGGUGCACCUGGAUCAAUAUUUGGGCAGAGCAACACAGCAACAACCCAGGUUGCCUCUUCCACCACUUCAUCUGGAGGUGCACCUGGAUCAAUCUUUGGGCAGAGCAACACAACAACAACUCAGGUUGGCCAAAGUUUCCUGGCAUCAGCUCUCUCAGCACCAAUGACUGCAGCCGCAACAUCUACAACAAAAACGGGAUUUGCUGAUACAUCAAAUGCACCUUCCCAAUUCAGCUUUAAGCCACAACCUGCUGCUAACUUUAGUCUGAAUGCCUCAGUUACUAAACCCUCUAUCUCUGCUGUUCCUACACAGCCAGUGGGGGCAUCAACAGCUGGUGGAUUUUCUUUACCAGGACAGAGCUCUGGUGGGAGUAAUUCAGGUUUUAAUUUCAGUCUGUCUUCUUUAAACACAACUGGACAAACAACUUCGUCAUCCUCAGCUCCUGCCAGUAGCAAGGCAGUUACUGCACCAGUAACCCAGUCACAGAUAACAUCUGGGACUUCAGCUGCUUCAAAACAGUCAGUCUUUUCAUUUAGCAGUUCAGCUGCCCCCUCUGAAGGUUUUGGUGUUAAACCACUUGCAACAUCUACCACACCAGCAUUUGGAAUGACACCCACAACAACAGUAACAGCAGCUACAACUAAGUCCAUUUUUGGAACACCCGGCUCCUCUUCUUUGUCCAAGUUUGGAUCAACUCCAGAGACGGCCCAGCCAAAUGCACCUUCAAUGUCCUCAGCAGUGAAGACAGCUACUGGUGGUAGUUCGUUGUUGAUGCGUGGUUUUGGAUCCUCAUCCGUGCCUACCUUUGGUACCAAACCAGGGGCAGCUGCUAUAACACCAACAUUUGGAGAUGCCAAAUCAGCUACAAUGACCCCCGGUUCUAUUCCACUGCCUCAAUCCAAGCCAGCAAUUGCAGCAGCACUAACUUCAAGUUUUGGUGGCUCAAUGCAAAAUCUUUCAGCGUUAGGGCAAGGGCCAAACUUGAACAAUACAAAACAACAGUCUUCUCCAGGUGUUGAGAGACAACAAUCUGAGGGAAGUAGAUCAAAGACACCCGUUGCAGAUGCCAGCCAAAAGACAAGUUCUGCUUCUGAGUCUCUCAAUGAUACUUUUAGUGCAUCUAUUGCCGAGGAGAUUGCUCAUUUUGAGAAAGAAUUACGCGAGUUCAAACAGCGAGCAGGUGCUGUGAGAGAGUCGAUAGGAAGCAAGGAGGACAUGCAACGACUGCGAAACAACACAACGAAGAUCAGCAAUUUCUGUGAUGAAGUGAAAGCAAACACAAAGGAGGUGAGUAAGGAAAUAUCAGACCUGAAGAGCCUGUGUCUGGAUGGGUUUGCUAUGGUAGAGGACUGUAAGAUGAGAGAGCAACGUAACACAGAUGCCCAAUAUGUUCAGCUGUUGAGAAACAGGGCCUUGGAUCCUAAGAGUCUGGCCACAAUGAGGAGCCUUCAGCAGCAGCAGCAGCUGUUGGACCAAGGACUCAGGGAUGUGGACGCCAUUUUGGACCAAGAGUGGGAAAAUUAUCAGAACAAGAAGAAAAAGAGACAAGGAAUUCAGAGACCGACAACUGAUGGAAUAUACCAAGUAAUUAAGAGCAAUAGGAACUUGAUCAUAAGAGAGAAGAAUCAACUGGAUGACCUGGAAACACAGUUGAAGCAGUUAAAGCUGUACAAUAGGAACUCCAGUUGGAAGCAUCCAGACACAUCAAGGGAACCAGCAGAGUUGUCUUCUCUGGCGGACUCCCUCCUGGAAAGCCCAAAGAAAGCUCCAGAUGAUCCCAGGAGAGCACCCAGUGUCCAGACCCUUGACCCUAACAAGCAGGCAAAGCUGCGGGAAUACCUGUCCAGGAAAACUGUGACCAAAGUCAAAUCCACAAGGCCUGAGAACUUGUCCAUGUCUCGCCUAGCAUCCACAGAAAAGAUACGACAGGCUCUAAGCAGACAGAGCUCUCCUACAAAGGCUCCAAGCUCAGCAGAUAUGAAGUCUAUGGUACAAGGGAGGCCCAUUCUACGUGCCACAUCUCACAAUGGGUCUCGACAACUCGUCAAUCAAGGCUUACAGCCAACCAGUCCAGGAAUGGAGGCUGUAACUAGACAGCAAAUCAGCAUGCAGCCCAAGCCAAACACCUACCAACAAGGAUUUAUGUUUGCCAACAGUGGAAAUACUAAGCCAUCCUUGAUGGCUUUCCAGCAGAAACUUCCCCAAAAUUUGAAGCCAGCUGACCAAUAUCCACAAUAUGAGGAUAUUACUCCAACAUCUACUGAUGCAACAGAAGAUGAGGAUGAUGAUGAUUACGAUGAGGAUGAUGAUGACGAUGAUGAUGAUGAUGAGCCUGACAGUGAGCAUGAUUCCGAACCCCUCAAUCGGAAAAUUGCUGAGAGGAAACCUCCCCCCUCGUCCACUGCUCCUGUCAUGGGUUUAUCUGGGGCAGCUACAACCAAGCCCCUAUCUUUCUCGCCCCAGACAUUUGGAAAGGGUAUGUCUGGUUUCACCAGCUUUACUGCCGGAGGAAAUAAACCAGUCUUUGGGGCAAAACCAGAUUCUACAACACCCACUGGUUCUCCAAAGCCAAGCUUUAAUGCAGGAUUCCAAGGAUUCAAGCCUGAUGAAAAGACUCCAACUAACACCUCUACUCCCAAAACAGCAUUUAAGUUUGGAUCUGAUGUCCAGCCAAGCUUUGGAGGUAAAAAUUUGUUUGGCCAACCAUUGAAGACCGAGGAUAAAAAAACAGAAGAAUCCAAACCUAUUUCUUCACCUUUGCUUGCAAAAGCUCUAACAGCAGACUCGGAAGAUGAUGAUGAUUUGGGUCUUGGAAAAAAUGAUACUGCAACAGAACAGGCCAAAUUGGAUAACAAAACUUCUGGAAAGCCAAGCACAGAGCCCAAGUUCGAUACAGCAAGUAAAACACCAUCUUUUGGAUUUGGAAAAGUUCCUUCAAGUAUUGCAUUAUCUGAUUUAGGUAAAGAGGGAUCAGGACAACCUUUGGGAGUAACAUCCGGUUUGUUUGGACAACCUUCAGGUACUUCUGUGUUUGGAGGAGCAAUUUCUAGCACAACUACUUCUUCCGCUGGUAAAAGUGUGUUUGGUUUUGGUGCUUCUGUUGGAGCAUCAUCUGGAGGUGGUUUCUUUGGCCAGAGUUCUACCACCAGUGGGGGAUUAUUUGGUAAAUCAACAAAAGAUGAAGACACUGAUAAAGCGUCUCCUAAGACAACUGCAUCAACAGGACUAUUUGGACAGAACUUGGCCUCUAGUAGUACUGGUCUCUUUGGUCAGAAGAGUUCUCAAGCAUCUGUUACCAGCAAAAGUGAUGUAUCAGGCCAAGAUACAUCUUCUAAAGUUGCUUCCUCUACUGUUGCAUCUGCUUCUGAAAACCCUCCAGCCUCAGAACUGAGUACAGCAUCUGCCAUAUCCAGUGCAGCAGGAAUGACAUCCUCAACACCAGGGUCCAGUUUGUUCGGGCAACCUCAGACAACCACUGCCACAUCUGGAUUAUUUGGUCAAACUUCAGCCGCAGUUUCCACUGCUGGAUCUGGAUUGUUUGGACAAAAAACAACUUCAUCGGGAACGACAUAUGGGCAGGCUUUAGCUCCUCCCCCACCGCCUACUUAUUCUAGUACAGAGGCUGGCUUGCUUGGGAGACCUUUAACUUCAGGCAGUGGAGCAUUUGGACAAUCCUCUACAACAUCAGCCAUUGCAACAUCUUUGUUUGGACAACAAACAACGACCACUGGAUCUGGAAGUUUAAGCAAACAAACUACAACCACUGGGUCUGGACUCUUUGGACAGCCAGCCACAAGUUCUGGUGCCUGGUUAUUUGGACAGCCAACAACAACUGCUUCUGGAUUAUUUGGACAAGCAAAUGCUGCAUCUUCAACCUCUGGCACUGGAUUAUUUGGACAGUCAAGCACAACCUCAACAUCUGGAGGGGGAUUGUUUGGGACAUCUACAUCUUCUUCAGUAUCCACUGCAGGCAGGAGUGCAAGCACAGGGCUGUUUGGGCAAACUGGAUCAGGAGGGUUUGGUCAGAGCUCAACAGGAACAAAGCCAUCAGUGAUUGGUGGACUAUUGUCUGGCACAGAUGAAGCUCCAGCCACUAGUACUGCAUUUGGACAAGGAGGUCCAUCUAAGAACUUAUUUGGAAUAGAGACAUCUUCUGCAGCACCUUCCUUUGGCCAGCCUGCUCCACUGUUUGGCUCUUCCACUGCUUCCACUGGGCCAGGGUUUGGAGGCACCACUACCAGUGCAGGGUUUGGUUCUGCUGGAAGUGGGUUUGGAUUUGGGGGCUCUGCUACCACUACUUCUGAAACAGGAUUUGGUCAGACAAACCAGACAGGGGUAUUUGGACAACCUACAAGCUCAAGCUCUAGUGCUUUUGGAGGAUUUGGAAGUGCAUCUAGUGGACAGACUUCAGGGGGUAUGUAUGGAGGGGGUGGAGGGAUGUUCUCGGGGUUGGGAGGCAAACCUUCCGAAGACAAGGCUAAAACCAAUGUCUUUGGCUCAGUGCCAACCUUUGGAAGUACAGCUGCCACUCAAGCUAACUUGUUUGGCAACCAGAGCCCUAGUACACUUAGAAGUGCUGGUGGAUCAAGUCCAUUUUCAGGCAGUGGAUUCAGUGGAGGUGGUUCCAAUGUGGCAUCCACUGGUUUUGGUGUGGCCAAGUCACAGAGUCCAAGUGGUUUUGGAGCACCACCUAGUUUUGGAGGAACUCCAGGCUUUGGGAGUCAGGCAGCGUUUGGAAGCUCCCCUAGCUUUGGAUCAGCACCUGCAUUUGGAGGAGGGUCAACGUUUGGAGGAGGAUCCUCAUUUCAGAACCAGCUUGGAUCCCCUCAAAACACAGGGGGUGGAGGUGGUGGAUUUGCUGGUUUUGCAUCUAGUGCCUCCCCAACCUUUGGAAGUCUGGCUCAAGGAGGCAGUACUCCCCCUACAUUUGGCAGUGUGCCACAAGGGGGUGGUGGGUAUGGUGGAUUUGGAGCGACUGGUGGAGGGGGAGGAGGGUUUGGAGGAGCUAGUCCAGGAUUUGGACAAGCUCCAAGUUCAGGUGGGAAUCCAUCCUUCACGGGAUACAGAGGCUGAAUACAGAAAAAUGUAUCUGUAAUUAAAUCUACAGUUAAAUAUGCUGAACAUUGAAGUAAGAUGGGAAGACUGUAUAAGUCAACAUGCAGUUUGGAAAAAUAUGAUUUUGAUAAUUCUAGUAUUCAUGUUCUUAGGAAAGUUAAUUAUGAUGUCCUAAUUAUCAAAAUUUCUUUCAUUGAUUGUGUAUGAAAUUGGUAUGAGCAUAUUAUCCUAUAAAUAAAUUCCUUAAACUAG
Magallana angulata is the source of this 6963-nucleotide messenger RNA. Its product is annotated as nuclear pore complex protein Nup214-like. Gene Ontology annotation, biological process: protein import into nucleus; RNA export from nucleus. Lineage: Eukaryota; Metazoa; Mollusca; Bivalvia; Ostreida; Ostreidae. Gene Ontology annotation, molecular function: protein binding; structural constituent of nuclear pore. The record is from RefSeq and is a predicted model, not a curated record. Gene Ontology annotation, cellular component: nuclear pore. Bases 100 to 6729 code for a protein of 2209 amino acids. The transcript has 29 exons.